Frieseomelitta varia is the source of this 2131-nucleotide messenger RNA. Its product is annotated as protein pygopus-like. The record is from RefSeq and is a predicted model, not a curated record. The coding region runs from base 1291 to 1872 and encodes 193 amino acids. The transcript has 4 exons. Lineage: Eukaryota; Metazoa; Arthropoda; Insecta; Hymenoptera; Apidae.
UCGUGCUGUGCGGUUCGUGCCGUGGUUCGUACAUGUUCUGCGUGUCGCGCGGUGUGCUUUCGCGUCCGACCCGAAAGUCGGUUUUCGUUACACACCGGCUUCGUUGCUGUCCUCACCUUUGACAGCCGCGUCGAUUGCCGCGCGUUCCCGAGCGAACAGUUACGCGAGACUCGCCGCCGCGUCUGUGCUCCCCGUAUAUCGACUGACACCGCGAAUUGAAGCACUCGUCUCGCCUCGGCUGUACGUGCGUCGUCGUUGCCUCGUCGUGCCUCCGAUCCACUCCGGUCAAGUGGAACCAGCAGCCGAACGACUGACGCAACUGUACUCCCCGCGUCCACGUUACUUACUGCGCCAGGACUUCUACCCUCUCGGAUGACAGGGGAAGGUCACACCGUCUGCGUGUCGUUGAGGGAAGAAUUCGUCGGUGAUCGAGCGGACUGAGGUACGGCCCGGAGGGUAGACGUCAAGCUGCACCGUGUGGUCGUCGGUGCGUCACGAGAGUCGUUAGGUGCGGGAUUCGCGAUACGAAGCGGAGCUUAAGAUCAAUAGCCGAGCGUGCAAGACGCGCGGGCUUUCGAACGAAAGCUUCGCGUCCUCGAUUCCACGGUGUGUUUCGACAGAGUGACAGGUGGAUUCUUCGUUGCGCUGAGAGGGAUCGUGAUAUCACGACCGGAGGACCGGUGUGCGUUGACACCUGCGUCCGUGGCUCCGAUUGGACCGCUCGUGGCUCGUAAUUUUCCACGCAUUGUACGAUCGUUCUGUGAACAACCGUCGGUUCAUCAACAAGCAUCGUCGCCGGUGUCCCCAAGAAGAAGAGUAAUCGUGCCCUUGCACGUUAGAGUGUCGUUCGUCGAUCCACAACAUUGUGCAGAAAGUGUUUCUUUCCUUUUUUUUUUUUCUGUUUGUUGUCCGUUCGCGACGAAGCGACUCCAGGGAAUAUUACCUGUCGACCAAGAACACAGCCUACGCAUGCCGUGCAUAGAGGUCCUGAAUCUACCUUUCUUAUCCCCCAUAUGCAAGCACGGGCGAAUUUUUCGGCUGCUGCACGUGACUUAGAUGGCUGGGAAAUAAGGGAUCACGGGAUUCGCGAGUGUCGAAUCGACUGAGCCUCCCGACUCGGUAUCGGCAGAGAGCCGGAAGAAGCGAGCCGGUUCGAAAAGAGCCGCUCCCCAGUAAGCUUCCACGUUAGGUUAGGCCACGAGCUUUUGUUUUUCGUCGUGGGAAGCUGUUGGUGGGCUCGUCGGGCCCACCCUCUCAUUGGUCAAGCUGGCGAGCGCUCUAACCGCUGGUAUGAACCCCCACCAUCCGGGCCACUCGGCAGCCUACCCGCAUCAUCCCUCGCUCUCCAGCAGUCCGCAUCAUUCCGGGCCUCAUCACGGCUACAGUACCGGCGGCGGAGGCGGUGGAGGCGGCGGUGGCGGCACCACAACCACCCCGGACCUGCCUAGUCCCCAUUCGCCGCCCCAUGGGCCAGCAAUCGACCCGGCUACCCCGUACGGCUCCCUCCAGCCUGGACAGGGCAUGGGUAGCAACGGGCAUCAUCACAGCGGUGCUGGAAUGAUGACCGAUCAUCCACAUCACCCUGGACACCCACACCCUCACUUACCGGGACAUCCUGCUUAUCCACCGGUCAAUCACAACAACAAUUGUACGCUUAAGCAAGAAGGUGGCCCAAGUGGACCAACGGGGAUCCAGCAGUGUGCCGGUUGCGGCGGUCAAAUAGUCGAAAGAUGGCUGUUGCUGGCGAUGGAUCGGUAUUGGCACAACGGUUGCCUCAAGUGCUCGUACUGUGGCGCGGCACUGGCGGAAAUCGGCCACUCGUGCUACACCAGGAGCGGCAUGAUCCUCUGCAAAAGCGACUACAGAAGGUAAGGGUGUACUCACGUUUCUCUUGAAAGUAGCCCGGCCUUCCAUUCACCUACCUAAUGCCACGAGUAUCGUUGCGAAUUUGUGAAACCAACUACGAAAUCCGUGUAGCGAUCGCGAGAUUCCAAUGACUGGCGUCGUGAAUCGAAAAUAUCAACAAUUGCCUCCUUUCAGCCGAAAACUCGUCAUUAGGAAGUAAUUAGGUAUUAGAUUUCGACCUUUGAAAAAUAUUAGGAACACAUAUUUUUCAUUCUUUGUCGAUAGA